Pogona vitticeps (central bearded dragon) is the source of this 5432-nucleotide messenger RNA. It is a transcript of the gene MYO1D, whose product is annotated as myosin ID. The record is from RefSeq and is a predicted model, not a curated record. Gene Ontology annotation, cellular component: actin cytoskeleton; cytoplasm; plasma membrane. Gene Ontology annotation, molecular function: actin filament binding; ATP binding; microfilament motor activity. Gene Ontology annotation, biological process: actin filament-based movement; endocytosis; actin filament organization. NCBI's taxonomy places the organism in Eukaryota, Metazoa, Chordata, Lepidosauria, Squamata, Agamidae.
GUGGCUUCGGAGGGAGCCUUCCCCGCCCGCUUCGCUCUCUCUCAGCCGGUUUCUUCGCUGACCGGCUCGGGCGUGUGUGUGCGUUUUGGUACGCGGGGCUUUCCUGCUGGUCGAGCGGAGCGGAGGUGGUGGGCGGCUGUCUGGCUGUUUCUGUCUCUCUCUUCCCGGCGCCAUGGCAGAGCAGGAAAGCCUAGAGUUCGGCAAGGCGGACUUUGUGCUGCUCGACUCUGUCUCUAUGCCGGAAUUCAUGGCCAACCUCCGGCUGAGGUUUGAAAAGGGGCGAAUCUACACUUUUAUUGGGGAAGUGGUUGUUUCAGUGAACCCUUACAAGAACUUGAAUAUCUAUGGGCGAGAAAUGAUUGAGCAUUAUAAGGGUCGGGAGCUGUAUGAAAGGCCUCCUCAUCUCUUCGCCAUUGCAGAUGCUGCAUACAAAGCCAUGAAGAGGCGAUCAAAGGAUACAUGCAUCGUAAUAUCAGGUGAGAGCGGAGCAGGCAAAACAGAAGCCAGUAAAUACAUCAUGCAGUACAUAGCUGCCAUUACUAAUCCAAGCCAGAGGGCUGAGGUUGAAAGGGUGAAGAAUAUGCUGUUGAAAUCCAACUGUGUUCUAGAGGCCUUUGGCAAUGCCAAAACCAACCGCAAUGACAACUCCAGCAGGUUUGGAAAAUAUAUGGAUAUUAACUUUGAUUUUAAAGGAGACCCAAUUGGCGGGCACAUCAAUAAUUACUUGCUGGAAAAGUCACGGGUGAUUGUUCAGCAGCCAGGAGAGCGUAACUUUCAUUCCUUCUACCAGCUACUCCAAGGCGGUUCUGAGCAGCUUCUACGUUCUUUACAUCUACAUAAGGAUUUAUCUGCUUAUAGCUAUAUCAGUCCUGGUGCACAACUAAAGUGUUCUAUCAAUGAUGGUACUGAGUUCAAAGCUGUUUCUGAUGCCAUGAAGGUGAUUGGGUUUGAGCCAGAAGAGAUACAGACAGUAUUCAAAAUUCUGGCUGGCAUUCUUCAUUUGGGCAAUUUAAAGUUUUCUGUGGAUGGUGAGACACCGGUGAUUGAAAACAGCAAGCUAGUAUCUGUCAUUGCAGACCUGCUGUCGACCAAGACUGAUUUGGUGGAGAAGGCCCUACUAUUUCGAACAGUUGCUACUGGUCGAGACAUCAUUGAGAAGCAGCAUACAGAACAGGAGGCUACCUAUGGCAGAAAUGCAUUUGCAAAGGCCAUAUAUGAGCGUCUUUUCUGCUGGAUUGUGAUGCACAUCAAUGAUGUGAUUGCAGUGAAAGGCUACAACAACACAGUUCAUGGAAAAAACACUGUCAUUGGAGUGCUUGACAUCUAUGGCUUUGAGAUCUUUGACAAUAACAGCUUUGAACAAUUCUGUAUUAAUUACUGCAAUGAGAAGCUGCAGCAGCUCUUCAUCCAGCUUGUUUUGAAACAAGAGCAGGAAGAAUACCAGCGUGAAGGGAUUCCUUGGAAACAUAUUGACUACUUCAACAACCAGAUAAUUGUCGACUUGGUGGAGCAGCAGCAUAAAGGCAUCAUUGCCAUUCUGGAUGAUGCGUGCAUGAAUGUUGGGAAGGUCACAGAUGAGAUGUUCCUGGAGGCUCUUAAUAACAAAAUGGGCAAGCAUGCUCACUUCUCCAGCAGAAAGCUUUGUGCCACAGAUAAAAACCUGGAAUUUGACAGAGACUUUCGGAUUAAACACUAUGCUGGAGAUGUUAUCUAUUCAGUCACUGGAUUCAUUGACAAAAACAAGGACACCUUAUUUCAGGAUUUCAAGCGCUUGAUGUACAACAGCUCCAACUCUGUGUUAAAAAAAAUGUGGCCAGAAGGCAAACUGAGCAUCACAGAGGUGACCAAGCGACCAUUGACUGCUGCUACGCUUUUCAAGAACUCCAUGAUUGCUUUAGUGGACAAUUUAGCAUCUAAGGAACCAUAUUACGUUCGCUGCAUUAAACCCAAUGACAAGAAGUUACCACAUCUGUUCGAUGAGGAGCGUUGCAGGCAUCAGGUGGAAUACCUUGGACUUCUGGAAAAUGUCAGGGUCCGACGAGCAGGAUUUGCUUAUCGCCAGACAUACGAAAAGUUCCUUCACAGGUACAAGAUAAUCCCAGAAUUUACUUGGCCAAACCACAAGCUCCCAUCAGACAAAGAGGCUGUAAAGAAGCUGAUUGAACACUGUGGAUUCCAAGACGAUGUGGCCUAUGGGAAGACCAAGAUUUUCAUUCGCACACCACGGACGCUCUUCACAUUGGAGGAACUGCAUGCUAAAAUGCUUGUAUGGGUGGUUCUGUUUUUACAGAAGGUUUGGAGGGGCACUCUGGCUCGCCUUCGCUACAAAAGGACACGGGCAGCACUCAAAAUCAUUAAGUGCUAUCGUCGAUAUAAAGUGAAGUCUUAUAUCUGUGAGAUUGCCCGUCGAUUUCACAAUGUGAAAUCAAUGAAGGAUUACGGAAAGCAUGUGAAAUGGCCCACCCCACCUAAAGUGCUUCGGCGAUUUGAAGAAGUACUACAGGCAAUCUAUUUCAGGUGGAAAGCACAUGAACUUAUUAAAAGCAUUCCCCCCAAGGAUUUGCCUCAGAUCAGGGCAAAGGUUGCUGCAAUGGAGCUGCUGAAGGGGCAUCGAGGUGAUAUUGGACUCCAAAGAGCUUGGCAGGGAAAUUACCUUGCAUCAACUCCAAAUAAUCCUCAGGCUACAAGCUCAUUUGUCCCCAUUGCCUUUGACUUGCAAAGAAAGGACAAAUUUAUGAAUGUCCUUUUCUCAUCUCAUGUUCGCAAGAUAAAUCGCUUCAACAAAGUGGAAGAUCGAGCAAUUUUUAUCACUGACAGGCAUCUGUAUAAGAUGGACCCUACAAAGCACUACAAAGUGAUGAAAAUGAUCCCAUUGUACAAUCUGACAGGUUUGAGUGUCUCCAAUGGAAAAGACCAGCUUGUGGUUUUCCACACGAAAGACAACAAGGACCUAAUUGUCUGCCUCCUCAGCACGCAUCCGCUCAAUGAGAACAGAAUUGGAGAGUUGAUUGGGGUUCUAGGAAGUCAUUUCAAAAGUGAGAAACGCCGCCUGCAAGUGAGUGUCACCAACCCGGUCCAGUGCAGCAUGCAUGGUCGGAAAUGCACCAUCUCUGUGGAAACCAGAAUCAACCAGUUGGAGCCAAACUUCACCAAAGAUCGGGCAGGCUUUGUUCUUUGUGUGCCUGCAAAUUAGCAAUACUUCAGCUAGCAUGGGAGACCAGAGAGCAGCUCCGCCUUGAAGCAGCCCUCCAUUCCCCUUCUGUCUUUUGAACAGCAGGGGCGGGAGGUGGGGGAAGAUAGUCAUAACGAUGUUUGUGACACACAUCUAGACAUCUCCCAAGCUGCACUAAGCAAGAGCUGAAAACAGCCCUUCUGCUAUGUCAGCUUCAAAUUUAGAGGUGACGUCUUAGCCAAAGUGCCUUUUAUUAAUAGGUUUUGUAUCUGGCUCUUUACUUCUCCUGUGUCUCCCCAUUCUCAUACCAAAAAUGUUUGUAUAAUUAAUUCUUGAAGCUCAAUUUGGAGCAGCCAAAGUCUUGCAUGGGCAGAAACAAAAGUCAGCCAGUUUGGAUCUGCCAAAGACCAAAUCUUAAUUUUAAAUGGUGAUCAUACUUGGGGAGAGGUAGACUUUCUGUAAUAGAUGGGGGAGGAGACUGAUAGCAGUUUUCCACUGGGCUAUUUCUUAUUCCAUUUUAUCUUUUUUCCCCAAAGAGGCUUUUUUAAUCAACUCAUUAGAUUUUAUUAGGCAUUUGUCUUUCCAGCCUCAAGGGAAAUGGUCCUGAGGCUAGGAAUCAACUGCUUUGCUGUGUUGGUUACUGUGACACAAUCCAACACCUUGCUACUUUGCACUGUAUUCCUACUAUAUGAAUUUUAGGUGGUUCUGCCUAAAUAGCACAACAGUACUAGAAAGAGCACCAGGAUUGAAGUAUAUUCAUAAACUUCUUUCCUUUUCCCCACCCACCCUUUUGUGUGUUUCUUGGCAAAGAGUGUCCCCAACAAUUAUCUUUCAGGCGCUGCUGUUGGUUGCAAGCAGUGGAGACCAUUGCUUCAGAGGAACACAUGCUUUAUCCAAGCAGCCGACAUUAUUCUGAGCAGCAUAAUCUUGUAGCUGCCUUUUGUUAGUUGCACAGCUUUCUGUUAAGUAGCAGUGUGUCCUUGUUAACAGGCAUAUGUUUCUUCUUGUGCCAAAAUUAGCAUGUGUUGCAUGACAAUGAGGGAGAUUGCAUCCAGCAUCUUGCAGCAUGUGAGGAGAUGAAGUGCUUUGAAAAACCCCUCCCCCUGUGCCCCCCAAGCAGUGAGUAAAUAAAACCAAACCUGAUACUGCAGGUCAGGUCAGGUUAGGAUGAUUCAACUAUGCUUGUAGGGCAGUGGGUAGGGACUGUAGCUGUAAUUUGUAGUUGAUUUUCAAACUGGGUAGGGGGGGAAAUGUAACCCUUUGCAGAUUCAUGAAGUAAGGAAGCAAAUUUCUACUUUCAUGGAAAGUAGGGAGGUAGAUAAAAAAUUGCUGUAGAUUUUCAAGCUAUUCUAAGUAAGCAUUGAACUUAAAGAGGAAGAACUCUUAUCUGAGAUGACAUAUUUAUCUUCCUUUGUGAUCUGGUUUUCCACUGAAAAGGAUCACCUCCUCCAGUCCUUUCCUUUCCCUUUUUUAUCACCUCCUUCUAUAUUGCAUGACCUCAGUCUUGUAAUAUCUUAAAAGUGCUACACUAAUAGAGCAGAGGUUCAAACAAGGAACUAUUCAAAGUAUUUAGCCCAUUCCCAGCUACAGUAUCAGAGUGCUUAACAGCUUGCAUUGUAGCCUAUUGUAGCUGAAAAGUAUGUGGGAAUGUGCAUUACUGUGUUCUUGGGGGUGGGGAGUAUUGUCUCCAGACCAACUUGCCAAGUAGACUAAGAAUAUGAACUCCACUCCUUGUUGCCAGUAGUAAAACAGGCUUACUUCCAUCCAUCCUCACCUUAUGCUCUUUCUACACUUCUGUCUUAAUUAUCAGAGUGCCUUCCAGCUCUCACUGUUCACAGCAGCCAAAUUAGCCACAUAAAGUUUUUUAAUUAGCACUUUUAUAUGGCAUCCCAUUUUAAUGGCUGUUUGCGAAUAGUGACAGAGGUCAAUAGUAUUUUCUGUUGAAGAAGUCCAUAUCUAUAAAACUGUCUGUCUCACAUGUAAUGAAGACUUUGCCUUAAUUUAAAGCAAUAGGCAGUAUUUGUGCCUUUCUAAUUUGUGUCAGUGUGAGUAUGAAUGAGAGUGACUGUCAGGUUCUUGGUUUUAUCUAUAAAUUAACUUUUUCUUAAUUGUAUGUUUGAUUUUCAGCCCUGGGGGAAUGAUGUAAUGAACUUUUUAAAAUGUAGUUUAUAAAUGUGGGCACAAAACCUUAUCAUAAUUAAAAUGUAUUUUGUUUACAUAAUUAAUAGCAAUAAAUAAAAAAGAUAUCAUUUAUACCCAA